AUGUCAAAUCCAGUGGGCAGUUUAACUGAAUGCCCAGGGUAUGGAUCCCGGAUGGGGAUGACAGAGGACACACUCUCCAUCCUGGAGCGAAACAGAGGCUCUGCAGAACUCUGGGACCUCGGGGAGACCAAACCAAGCGGUGACGCCCUGGAGCGUGGCGUGCCAGGCCUCUACCUGUCCUGCUUCGACAUGCUCCUCACCGAAGACGCCACCUGGCUGGUGAAAGUGUCAGAGGCCUCCCCGGCGCUGGCUUUACCCAUGACUCGCAUGGAACCCCAGGAUGAACCAGAGCAGUGCCCCGUCAUCGAUAGCCAGGAACAGGGACUCUCCCCUGGGCUGGAGGGGCAGGAGGAGGAGCGGACUCUGGAGCAGGUGCAGAGCAUGGUGGUGGGAGAAGUGCUGAAGGACAUUGAAACAGCCUGCAAACUGCUCAACAUCACCCCAGACCCCAUAGAGUGGAACACGGGCAACGUCCAGAAGUGGCUGCUGUGGACUGAACAUCUGUACAGGUUGCCCCACGCAGGAAAGGCCUUCCAUGACCUGACAGGAAAGGACCUGUGCGCCAUGAGCGAGGAGGAGUUUCGCCAGCGCUCGCCGCAGUGCGGAGACACGCUGCAUGCACACCUGGACAUAUGGAAGUCAGCUGCCUGGAUGAAAGAAAGGUGUUCAGUUGGAGAUACAAAAACUACCGGCGGCGAGGAUCUUUGGUCCGAGGCCGAUUCGUCUUGUUCCGGUCAGCCCAUUCAUCUGUGGCAGUUCCUCAGAGAGCUCCUGCGUAAACCUCACAACUAUGGACGCUGCAUUCGCUGGCUCAAUAAAGACAAAGGUAUUUUUAAAAUCGAAGACUCGGCUCACGUCGCCAGAUUGUGGGGACUCAGAAAGAACCGACCUGCCAUGAACUAUGACAAGCUGAGCCGCUCCAUACGGCAGUACUACAAGAAGGGCAUCAUCCGCAAGCCCGACGUGUCUCAGAGACUGGUGUACCAGUUUGUUCACCCAGUAUGA
Anoplopoma fimbria (sablefish) is the source of this 1005-nucleotide messenger RNA. Its product is annotated as SAM pointed domain-containing Ets transcription factor. The record is from RefSeq and is a predicted model, not a curated record. Gene Ontology annotation, cellular component: nucleus. Lineage: Eukaryota; Metazoa; Chordata; Actinopteri; Perciformes; Anoplopomatidae. The transcript is spliced from 5 exons. Gene Ontology annotation, biological process: regulation of transcription by RNA polymerase II; cell differentiation. The coding region runs from base 1 to 1005 and encodes 334 amino acids. Gene Ontology annotation, molecular function: sequence-specific DNA binding; DNA-binding transcription factor activity, RNA polymerase II-specific.